Messenger RNA from Erinaceus europaeus (western European hedgehog), 2221 nucleotides. It is a transcript of the gene CERKL, whose product is annotated as ceramide kinase like. Bases 75 to 1703 code for a protein of 542 amino acids. Lineage: Eukaryota; Metazoa; Chordata; Mammalia; Eulipotyphla; Erinaceidae. Gene Ontology annotation, molecular function: kinase activity. The record is from RefSeq and is a predicted model, not a curated record. The transcript is spliced from 13 exons.
UGCGGCGGCCUCCGCAUCCUCCCCGGGGCCUCGGCGCACCCCGGGCACCAGCCUAGGCGGGGCGCCCCCCGGACAUGCCCCGGCGGAGGCGCGGCAGCCGGGUGAGCGCCCUGGAGGACUGCCGGGAAGACGCGGCAGCCCCGGCGGCGGCCCCCCCAGUGCCCUCGGCCACGUGGGCGAGCGGAGCUCCGCAGGCAGCGGCCGCGGGCGAGCCGGUUCUGCUCCGCGGCAUCUUCGAGAUCGGGCGGGCCAGCUGCGACGUGGUGCUGAGCGAGCGGGCCCUGCGCUGGAGGCCCAUCGAGCCCGUGCGCCCCGAGGGAGAGUCCAAGCUUGACUUAAUGUGUGAUGAAGAAUUUAUUGAACUCAAGAACAUAUUCUCUGUCAAACUGAAGCGGCGUUGUUCUAUUAAACAGAGAGACGGCACUUUAUUAGGCAUUACUCUAUUCUUCUGUUUGAAAAAGGAGCGAAACAAGUUAAAGGAUGCUAUACUUGAUCUGAUUAAUUUAAGUGAAGACCACUGUGAUGUAUGGUUUAGACAACUCAAGAAAAUUUUGGCAGGUUUUUCCAACAGACCACAGUCACUAAAGAUUCUCCUUAAUCCUCAAAGUCACAAAAAAGAAGCUACCCAGGUUUAUUAUGAGAAGGUGGAGCCACUGCUGAAGAUUGCAGGGAUAAAGACUGAUGUAACAAUAACAGAAUAUGAAGGGCAUGCUCUGUCACUUUUAAAAGAAUGUGAGCUGCAGGAAUUUGAUGGUGUCGUCUGUGUCGGUGGAGAUGGGUCUGCGAGUGAAGUAGUUCAUGCGUUGCUUCUUCGAGCACAGAAGAACGCUGGAGUGGAAGCGGGACGCAUCCUGACUCCAGUACGAGCCGAGCUUCCCCUCGGCAUAAUACCAGCAGGCUCCACGAACAUAUUGGCACAUUCAUUUCAUGGAGUCGCUCAUGUGGUAACUGCAACUUUGCACAUUAUAAUGGGGCACAUCCAACCAGUUGAUGUCUGUACCUUCAGCACCAGCAGCAAACUUCUUCGAUUUGGAUUUUCAGCCAUGUUUGGCUUUGGAGGGAGAACUUUGGCUCUGGCAGAAAAGCAUCGAUGGAUGUCCCCUAACCAGCGGAGGGACUUUGCGAUAGUUAAGGCCCUAGCAAAACUCAAGCCAGAGGACUGUGACAUAUCAUUUUUGCCAUUUAAUAGUUCUCAGGAUUUACAAGAAAAGAAGGCACAGGGGUCUCCCACAUCUGCCUGUACUGAUCAGUGGCAAAUGGUACAGGGUCAGUUCUUGAAUAUCAGCAUCAUGGCAAUUCCCUGCCUGUGCUCAGUUGCGCCUAGGGGUCUGGCACCUAACACCAGAUUAAACAAUGGAAGUAUGGAUCUUAUAAUUGUACGAAACACUUCUCGGCCGGAAUUUAUAAAGCACCUGAAAAGAUACGGCAGUGUUAAAAACCAGUUCAAUUUUCCAUUUGUUGAAACUUACACUGUGGAAGAAGUAAAAGUCCAGCCAAGGAAUAAUAUGAGUAAAUACAAUGGAGAAGCAGGAGCUGAGCCACAGGAAACUGCUUCAGAAGACAGUUUUCCUUGGAACAUAGAUGGCUAUUUACUGGAAGUUGCAUCAGAUGUCCAUGUUAGACUUCAUCCAAGACUCAUCAAUCUUUAUGGAGUAAGCGUGGAGGACAUGAAUGAUUCCAAAGUAACAUGUAACUGCUUAUAAUGUAUGAAAUAGAAUGCUUCAACUUACUGAAUUUUAAUCAAUACCUAAAGGUACACAUCCUCAAUUUUCUUAAACUGGUUCAGUAGGGAACUGUGUUUGCUUGAUCCUGCAUUAAGUUCAUGAAGGAGGUUAAUGUUAGACACAUCAUAAUGAGACUUUCCUUAUUUGAUCAUUUUCAAAUACAUUGGUAGAAAUAUAAACUUCUAUAUUUACAAAGAUGAAUGUUUAUAAUCCAGAUAAAAAACUAUUAUAUUAAAGAUUUCCAUAUAACAAAUCUGUAUUUUACAGUUUAUAUUUGAUAUUCAGAAUGAUGAAUAUCAUUACAACCAGCUGUUUCACAAUAUAAAUUAAGAUUCUUUAAUACUGUUUUUUUUUUAAUAAAAUCACAAUCACAGGGAAGCUAUAUUAGGAACUAUCCACAAAGUUGAAACCAGUGUAUAGUAAGAAGUUCAGUCUGAAGUUUAAAUUGAAAGGCUUAGUGUUUUCAAGUGAGGGUUGACUUUGACUUGUUAGAAUUU